This is a messenger RNA of Cutaneotrichosporon oleaginosum, 854 nucleotides long. RefSeq lists its product as uncharacterized. The record is from RefSeq and is a predicted model, not a curated record. NCBI's taxonomy places the organism in Eukaryota, Fungi, Basidiomycota, Tremellomycetes, Trichosporonales, Trichosporonaceae. Gene Ontology annotation, cellular component: fungal-type vacuole membrane; vacuolar transporter chaperone complex.
CUCUUCAAUCGCAUACGAUGGCCGACGAGACAACGCCCCUCAACCCCAGCGGCAGCUCGUCCAGCGCCGGCCCAUCCACCGGCACGCCGAAGGGCGAGUCGUCAAUGGCGCGCGUGCUCAACGACGUCUCGGAGAACUUCUUCCAGCCCUUCUCGCAGGGCGCACUAAAGCUUCUUCCCGCGCGCGGAGAAGGAAUCCGGGCGAAGAGCAAGCGUGGGGACCGUCUUCCGGACUCCGAGGAGCGCCCGCUGCUCACCGACUACCACUCGAUCAACGACCCCACGAUCCGCGUACGCGUACCCAAGAAGAAGGCGACGCCCGUAAAGGUCGAGCCCAAGGUCUGGUUCGCGAACGAGCGCACAUACAUCGCCUACCUCUCAAUGGGUGUGCUGCUCUCCACGAUCGCAACCGGCCUCCUCUUCGGCGCCAAGGACCACCCCGCACGGUGGUUCGCCCUCGGCUACGCCCUCAUUUCGGCCGCCACCCUCAUCUACGGCUAUGUGCUGUACCAGAAGCGCCUGACGAUGAUCGCCGCCCGCUACCCCGGCAGCUUUGACCAGCUCGUGGGCCCGCUGCUUAUCUGCGGCUCGCUGUUUAUCGUCAUCCUGGCCAACUUCGUCUUCCGACUCGUCGAGGCGCGCAAGGUGCACGAGCCGCACGGCACCGACGCCAGCCCGCUGUCGUUUGCGUAUGCGUGGCGCGUUGCGGGCGAGAAGAGCACGUGGCUCAACUAGGCAGCGGAGGAUGUGGGGGCUAGGCGAGCUCUAGCCUCGGGAGGGAGCAGGCUGCGCGCAGCCUGAUGGACGGUGCGGGCGAUAUAGCCCGGUAAGCUAAUUCAUGCAUUUGUGAGCUGU